AUGGAGAACAGUCACCCCCCCCACCACCACCACCAGCAGCCCCCGCCACAGCCCGGCCCUUCGGGCGAGAGGAGGAACCACCAUUGGAGAAGUUACAAGUUGAUGAUUGACCCAGCUCUGAAAAAGGGGCAUCAUAAACUGUACCGCUACGAUGGGCAGCAUUUCAGUCUGGCGAUGUCCAGCAACCGCCCGGUGGAAAUUGUCGAAGAUCCGCGGGUCGUCGGGAUCUGGACCAAAAACAAGGAGCUGGAGCUGUCGGUGCCCAAAUUCAAGAUCGAUGAGUUCUAUGUGGGCCCAGUGCCUCCAAAGCAGGUGACAUUUGCCAAGCUGAAUGAUAACAUCCGCGAAAACUUCCUGAGGGACAUGUGCAAGAAGUAUGGGGAGGUGGAGGAGGUGGAGAUUUUGUACAACCCCAAGACCAAGAAGCACCUGGGCAUUGCCAAGGUGGUCUUCGCCACGGUCAGGGGAGCCAAGGAAGCCGUCCAGCACUUGCACAGCACUUCCGUUAUGGGUAACAUCAUCCACGUGGAGCUGGACACCAAAGGGGAAACUCGAAUGCGCUUCUACGAACUGUUGGUCACUGGUCGAUACACCCCCCAGACCCUCCCAGUGGGUGAGCUGGAUGCUGUUUCUCCAAUAGUGAAUGAGACCCUACAGCUGUCAGAUGCCCUGAAGCGCCUCAAGGAUGGCAGCCUGUCUGCAGGCUGUGGCUCUGGCUCCUCCUCUGUCACCCCCAAUAGUGGUGGGACACCGUUCUCCCAGGACACGGCUUACUCCAGCUGCCGCCUGGACACACCGAACUCCUACGGACAGGGCACCCCACUCACACCACGCCUGGGCACCCCCUUCUCACAGGACUCCAGCUACUCUAGCCGACAGCCCACGCCCUCCUACCUCUUUAGCCAGGACCCCACGGCAACCUUCAAGACUCGGCGGCAUGAGAGCAAGUUCACGGACGCCUACAACCGCCGCCAUGAGCACCACUAUGUCCACAACUCUGCAGCUGCAGCAGUGCCAGCGGCCACAGCCACCUUCCGCAGCUCCUCAGACCUCCCAUUUGGAACAGCUGGCAGCAGUGGGGGCAGCAGUGGCCCUCCCUUCAAGUCUCAACCACAGGAUUCGGCCACAUUUGCCCACACUCCACCACCUGCCCAAGCAGCCCCUGCUCCCGGAUUCAAGUCCGCUUUCUCUCCAUACCAGACCCCAGUACCCCCCUUUCCUCCACCCCCAGAGGAGCCAACUGCCACAGCCACCUUUGGGGCUCGUGACAGCGGGGAGUUCCGGAGGGCGCCUGCACCCCCACCCCUGCCACCCACUGAGCCCUUGGCCAAGGAGAAGCCCGGAACGCCCCCUGGCCCGCCACCCCCUGACACCAACAGCAUGGAGCUGGGUGGCCGGCCCACCUUUGGCUGGAGUCCUGAACCCUGUGACAGCCCAGGUACACCUACAUUGGAGUCCUCGCCUGCAGGGCCAGAGAAGCCCCACGACAGCCUGGAUUCACGUAUUGAAAUGCUGCUUAAGGAGCAGCGCACCAAGCUACCCUUCCUACGGGAGCAGGACUCGGACACCGAGCUGCAAAUGGAAGGGAGCCCCAUCUCCUCCUCUUCCUCCCAGCUCUCCCCACUUGCCCCCUUUGGCACCAAUUCCCAGCCUGGCUUCCGUGGUCCCUCGCCACCCUCCUCACGCCCCUCCAGCACAGGCCUGGAGGACAUCAGUCCAACGCCACUGCCUGACUCUGACGAGGACGAUGAGCUGGACCUGUGCCUGGGGCCUCGGCCCCCACCUGAGCCAGGUCCCCCGGAUCCUAUCAGUCUUCUAGGCCAGGCAACUGAUGUGGCCUUGGACCUGGCUGGAGACAGGACCCCAACCUCAGAGAAGAUGGAUGAGGGCCACCAGUCCUCAGGCGAGGACAUGGAGAUCUCGGAUGAUGAGAUGCCCUCAGCUCCCAUCACCAGCGCCGACUGCCCCAAGCCCAUGGUGGUGACCCCAGGGUCAGGGGCAGCCCCUAAUGUGUUGGCGCCAACUCUGCCCCUACCCCCACCACCCGGCUUCCCACCGCUGCCCCCGCCCCCGCCUCCACCCCCACCCCAGCCUGGCUUCCCCAUGCCCCCACCUUUGCCCCCACCACCGCCCCCACCCCCACCAUCCCACCCUGCUGUGACAGUGCCCCCACCACCCCUGCCAGCACCACCUGGCGUCCCACCUCCACCCAUCCUGCCACCAUUGCCACCCUUCCCGCCAGGACUAUUUCCCGUGAUGCAGGUGGACAUGAGCCACGUGCUGGGCGGCCAGUGGGGUGGCAUGCCCAUGUCCUUCCAGAUGCAAACACAGAUGCUAAGCCGGCUAAUGACAGGCCAGGGCGCUUGCCCAUACCCACCCUUCAUGGCUGCCGCAGCUGCGGCCGCUUCAGCUGGGCUGCAGUUUGUCAACCUACCGCCCUACCGGGGCCCCUUCUCCUUGAGCAACAGUGGCCCAAGCCGUGGGCAACCCUGGCCACCUUUGCCCAAGUUUGACCCCUCAGUGCCGCCACCAGGCUAUGUGCCACGUCAGGAGGACCCACACAAGGCCACAGUAGAUGGCGUCCUGCUGGUAGUGCUCAAGGAGCUCAAGGCCAUCAUGAAGCGUGACCUGAACCGCAAGAUGGUGGAGGUGGUGGCCUUCCGUGCCUUCGAUGAGUGGUGGGACAAGAAGGAGCGGAUGGCCAAGGCAUCACUGACCCCUGUAAAGUCAGGCGAGCACAAGGAUGAAGACAGGCCAAAGCCCAAGGACCGCAUUGCCUCCUGCCUGCUGGAGUCAUGGGGCAAGGGCGAGGGUUUGGGCUAUGAAGGGCUGGGCUUGGGCAUCGGCCUGCGUGGGGCCAUCCGCCUGCCCUCCUUCAAGGUCAAGAGGAAGGAGCCACCAGACACGGCUUCUUCUGGUGACCAAAAACGUCUGCGGCCUUCAACAUCUGUGGAUGAGGAAGACGAAGAGUCUGAGCGGGAGCGGGACCGGGACAUGGCAGACGCCCCCUGCGAGCUUGCCAAGCGGGACUCCAAGGGCGUGGGCGUGCGACGGAGGCCUGCUCGGCCCCUAGAACUGGACAGUGGGGGAGAAGAAGAUGAGAAGGAGUCCUUAUCUGUGUCUUCGUCCUCGUCAUCCUCAUCCUCGGGAUCCUCCACCACCUCACCUUCAUCCUCAGCCUCAGACAAAGAGGAGGAGCGUGAAAGCACUGAAGAGGAAGAAGCAGAGGAAGAGGAGGAGGAGGAAGAGGAGGAAGGCCCCAGGAGUCAGGUCUCCUCCUCCUCGACCUCGUCCACAUCAGAUAAGGAUGACGAUGAAGACAGUGAUGAGCAGGAUGAGUCUGAGAACGAUGGCCAAGACGCAGUCUUAUCAGGGGCGAGUGAGAAAGAUGACGGAGAGUCAGAUGGAGAAGAGACAGUGAGCAUCGCCACCUCCAAGGCUGUGGCCGAGUCAUCCAGUGAGAGUUCUGAGUCUUCUGAGUUUGAGUCAAGCUCUGAGUCGGAAUCUGAGUCCUCAUCCUCAGAGGAUGAAGAUGAGAUGGCAGCAGAAGAAGAGGAGGAAGAGGAGGAGGAGGAAGAAGAGGCAGUGGCAGCAGUGACAGAUGAGAGCAUGCCUCCUGCAGGCGCCAAGGACCUUGAGCAAGAUGAUGCAGAAGUGCCUCUGGCCCCAGGGGCACCUGCAGUUGAGUCCUUGGGCACAGAGGAGGAGGUAGACAUUGAAGUUGAGGAGGAAGCCCCUGAGGAGCAAACCUCCAUCCUGGAAGAACCCCCUUUGCCUGUGGGUGUUGAAGAGCUAGAGGGGUGCAAGGAGCCCCCUGAAGAGCCAAGCCCGAGCCAGGAAGGGGCCAUGAUGCUGUCUCCAGAACCCCCUGCCAGGGAGACAGAAGCUCAGCCCCCAUCAUCCCCUGAACAUGUUCCAGAGGAAGACCUGGAAGAGGAGCCCGAACCCCCUCCGAUGCUCUCCUUGCCUCUGCAGCCACCAUUGCCACCACCCCGGCCACCCCGGCCACCCAGCCCACCACCCGAGCCUGAGACCUCGGAGCCUCCCCCUGAAGACCAGCCCCCACGUACUCCAGGCCUCUGUGGCAGCCUGGCCAAGUCGCAGAGCACAGAGACAGUGCCGGCUACCCCAGGUGGGGAGCCUCCACUAUCAGGAGGCAGCAGUGGCCUAUCACUGAGCUCCCCACAGGUGCCCGGCAGCCCCUUCUCCUACCCAUCCCAGUCCCCUGGCUUGAGCAGCGGGGGCCUCCCUCGGACACCUGGCCGGGACUUCAGCUUCACACCCACCUUCCCUGAGCCCAGUGGACCCCUGCUUCUACCUGUCUGUCCCCUCCCGGCUGGUAGGCGUGAUGAACGCUCUGGCCUGGCCUCCCCUGUGCUCCUGGAGACGGGCCUACCUCUCCCACUGCCCCUACCCCUGCCCCUGCCCCUGGCAUUGCCUGUCCCUGUCCUGAGGGCCCAGGCUCGGGCACCUGCCCAACUGCCACCCCUGCUGCCUGCACCCCUGGCUCCCUGCCCACCCCCCAUCAAGAGAAAGCCGGGCCGGCCCCGGCGAUCCCCUCCAUCUAUGCUGUCCUUGGAUGGGCCCUUGGUCCGGCCACCAGCAGGGGCUGCCCUUGGGAGGGACCUCCUGCUUCUGCCAGGCCAGCCACAGACCCCCAUCUUCCCCAGCACCCAUGAUCCCCGGGCUGUUACCCUGGACUUCCGGAACACAGGGAUCCCAGCCCCCCCACCGCCCCUCCCACCCCAACCCCCUCCACCCCCACCUCCACCACCUGUUGAGCCUACCAAGCUGCCCUUUAAGGAACUGGACAACCAGUGGCCCUCUGAGGCCAUUCCCCCAGGCCCUCGUGGGCGCGAUGAUGUCACCGAGGAAUACAUGGAGCUGGCCAAGGCACGGGGGCCAUGGCGCCGGCCACCUAAGAAGCGCCAUGAGGACUUGGUGGCCACCUCGGCCUCUCCUGAGCUCUCACCACCCCAGCCCCUUUUCCGGCCCCGCUCGGAAUUUGAAGAAAUGACCAUCCUGUAUGACAUCUGGAAUGGUGGCAUCGAUGAGGAGGACAUUCGCUUCCUGUGUGUCACCUAUGAGCGGCUGCUGCAGCAGGAUAACGGCAUGGACUGGCUCAACGACACACUCUGGGUCUACCAUCCCUCCACCAGCCUCUCUUCAGCUAAAAAAAAGAAACGGGAUGAUGGCAUCCGUGAGCAUGUGACAGGCUGUGCUCGCAGUGAGGGCUUCUACACCAUCGACAAGAAGGACAAGCUCAGAUACCUCAACAGCAGCCGCACCAGCACCGACGAGCCCCCCGCGGACACCCAGGGCAUGAGCAUCCCGGCACAGCCCCAUGCUUCUACUCGGGCAGGCUCCGAGCGGCGUUCAGAGCAGCGCCGCCUGUUAUCCUCCUUUACUGGCAGCUGUGACAGUGACCUACUCAAGUUUAACCAGCUCAAGUUCCGGAAGAAAAAGCUCAAAUUCUGUAAGAGCCACAUUCAUGACUGGGGCCUGUUCGCCAUGGAGCCCAUCGCAGCUGAUGAGAUGGUCAUCGAGUACGUGGGCCAGAACAUCCGCCAGGUGAUCGCAGAUAUGAGGGAGAAGCGAUACGAGGAUGAGGGCAUCGGUAGCAGCUACAUGUUCCGAGUGGACCAUGAUACCAUCAUUGACGCCACCAAGUGUGGCAACUUCGCUCGCUUCAUUAACCACAGCUGCAACCCCAACUGCUACGCCAAGGUGAUCACAGUGGAGUCGCAGAAAAAGAUUGUCAUCUACUCGAAGCAGCACAUCAAUGUCAAUGAGGAGAUCACAUAUGACUACAAGUUCCCCAUUGAGGACGUCAAGAUCCCUUGCCUCUGCGGCUCGGAGAACUGCCGGGGGACCCUCAACUAGGCCCCUGUGUGCCAAAUGCGAAGGAUGUCAGCUGCCCAGGGCUCCUGAGAACCUGCGCCCCGGGCCAGGCCCCACUUCCCGCCCAUUUCAGGUGCUGUCCCUCGCCCCAGCGGCCAACACUACCCCAGGACCCGCCCGCAGCUCCAGCCCCGCAGCGGGAAAGGGCUUCUCUGUCUCUCUCCACCUGUGUCUCUUUCAGUUAAAAAAUGCUCCUUUCAGGACUUUUGUUCAACUUGGACAUUAACUUCUCUGUCUUUGUGUCUCUCUCUGUGUGUCUGUAAUUCUCCAUCUCUGUCUCCUCUCUCCAUCUUCCUGGCUUUUCUCUUGCCUGUCUCCAUCCUCAGCUUCUUCCCGUGGAUGCUACUACAGUGUUUUGUCGUCUUGAUUUUCUUCCUUGUCCUAAGAAGAGACAUUUUAACCGUUGAAAUGUGAAGGCAGAAUCAGAGGGGGACACCUGGUAGGCUGCUGAGACCGCAUGUGAGCAGGGUGUCAGCCCAGGUUCCGGGACCCUCCACACGGACUCGGGGGCUAGGUGCUGCAGGAGGGGCUGGGCCAGUGGCCUGGACCUCAGAACACUAAGUACCUGAAAGGCCUCCGAGGAGACCCCAAUCCUUUCCCCAGUGACCGAGGGUGCCAUUCUCCAGGCAGGCCCUGGGGAAGCCAAGCUUGGCUUCCUCUCUGGGCGCUCCCCUCCACCCCCCACCCACCACCCCCAAAUCCUUGGGUUCAAUGUUUACUUUCUCAUUCGGAUGCCAGCAAUGAGGGAGCCUCCUGGGGCCCCCAGUGCGGUAGGGCGCUGGGAAGGGUAUCUGUGCUCUCUGCUGCCCUGCCUCACCUGGGCGUGAGGGGGGCUCCCAGGGCAGGCGGGUCCCCCAACUCCGCCAUUACGGGUUGUCUGACCGUAUGCAUGUGGCAUUUUCUGUUGUUGUUGAUAAGCUUCACCCGCUCGCCUCAGCCCACACCACUUCACCCAGCCAGGGGCCCCACCCCAGAGGCCAGAGCAUACUUAUUUCUGGAGUGAGCAGGUUAUUUCUCCCCGAGAAAGGAAAAUCUUGAAAGAGAUUUAAAAACUCAGAUCUAAAUCUUUUGACAUUUUUUUUUUUUCUUUAAACCUUUUUCCCCAUUCCCAUCUCUUCAGGGUUUAUUUCCAUGGAUUUUUUUUUCUUGUGUGUGUAUAAAAUCAAAUCGAAGGGAAAAAAUAGAUUUUUGAUGUUUAGAACCAACUUCUGUAUAUAGACUGCCAUAAAGGACUUUUUCUCGGGAACAUUGUUUCUUGUAGAAACAUGUGGGAAGCCUUUUUGCUCAUUUCUUUGUACUUCUAAAAAAAAAAAAAA
This is a messenger RNA of Castor canadensis (American beaver), 7217 nucleotides long. RefSeq names its product SET domain containing 1B, histone lysine methyltransferase (gene Setd1b). Gene Ontology annotation, cellular component: Set1C/COMPASS complex. Gene Ontology annotation, molecular function: protein binding; histone H3K4 methyltransferase activity; RNA binding. The record is from RefSeq and is a predicted model, not a curated record. Lineage: Eukaryota; Metazoa; Chordata; Mammalia; Rodentia; Castoridae.